This is a messenger RNA of Vitis riparia (riverbank grape), 604 nucleotides long. Its product is annotated as flowering-promoting factor 1-like protein 3. The record is from RefSeq and is a predicted model, not a curated record. NCBI's taxonomy places the organism in Eukaryota, Viridiplantae, Streptophyta, Magnoliopsida, Vitales, Vitaceae. The coding region runs from base 41 to 364 and encodes 107 amino acids. The transcript has a single exon. Gene Ontology annotation, biological process: regulation of flower development.
UCUCAAAUCUCACACUCAUAUCUUCUCUUCCCCAGCUAAAAUGUCCGGUGUUUGGGUCUUCAAAAACGGCGUGGUUCGACUGGAGAACCCUGGUGGGGACUCGUUGCAGGGGUCCGGUGGUCGUCGUAAAGUGCUGAUUCACACACCUACUAAUGAAGUGAUCACAUCUUAUGCCAUGCUUGAAAGGAAGCUUUCUUCUCUUGGGUGGGAGAGGUACUAUGAUGAUCCUGAGCUCCUUCAGUUCCACAAAAGGUCCACAGUUCACCUCAUCUCCCUCCCCAAGGACUUUGGCAAGUUCAAGUCCAUGCACAUGUUCGAUAUCGUCGUCAAGAAUCGAAAUAUAUUUGAAGUUAGGGACAUGUAGCGGUGUAUGUGUCUGUCAUGGUUUCCUCACUCUUUUUUUUUUUUUUUUCUUUUUCCCUUCUUAUUCAAUCUUCGUUUGGGUGUUUCUACUUCUGUUUUUUGCUAGCUUGUUUUCAUGUACUCAAAAACUGAAUUUGAAAUAGGGAAAGCUAAUGCAGUCAAGGGAGGGUUUGCAGUGGAUGGCUAUGUAAAUUACAAGAUUGGUUUUGCAAUGAAAAUUGGAUUUCCUGUGUGUUUACAA